AACUAGUGAGUCCUCUACGUAAAUUCCUAAACGGUGGCGCUUUUGCAGCUCAUGGUUGGACCAGAAACUGCGAUUUUGAAUUGAACUCGUGGUUUUAUCCCCACGCGCCUCCAUCCAUCGCCGUAUUCAUGGCUCAGCUUCUUUGUUCUAACUCAACGAUACCGCCGCGGUUUCCCAGUGCCUCUCGUUUUCAUUCUAAACACCGCCACUUUCACCAUCAGAAUCUCCGAUUCUUCACAAGUAGAGAUGCUUCAAUUUCCUCUUAUGGUAAAAGAAGGGACCACUACUCUCCUGUAAAAGCAUCUUCCAUUAAUGGAUUCUCUGUGGAGAAAAUUUUCGAACGGUAUGAGGAAGAGCAGAGUGAGCGGGAUGUUGAGCUCGGGGAGAGAAUUCGGAAAUGGAUUGAUUUUCUCCGAUCGGUGUUGCCGGGAGGGAGUUGGUGGAGCUUCUCCGAUGAAGUGGAGAUUAAAAUGAUGGCGAAACCCGUGACGUUGUGGCGGGCGCUUGGUCGGAUGUGGGGGCUGGUUUCCAAGGACCGUUGGGUUAUUUUCGCUGCCUUCUCCACUCUGAUUGUGGCUGCUCUUUCAGAAAUAUCGAUACCGCAUUACUUGACAGCUUCAAUCUUCUCAGCACAGAGUAGUGAAAUUGCAGUGUUUCGCCAGAAUGUACGGCUUCUGGUUCUGCUAUGCGUUGUUGCAGGAAUAUGCAGUGGUAUAAGAGGAUGCUGUUUCGGGAUUGCAAAUAUGAUCCUGGUGAAGCGGAUGAGGGAAACACUGUAUUCUGCUCUUCUUCUUCAGGAUAUAUCGUUUUUUGAUGGUGAAACAGUUGGUGAUUUGACCAGUAGGCUCGGUUCAGAUUGUCAACAAGUGUCACGUGUUAUUGGAAAUGAUCUUAAUUUCAUAUUACGCAACCUUCUCCAGGGGACAGGCGCUUUGAUCUACUUGCUAAUUUUGUCAUGGCCACUUGGUUUAUGUACGUUGGCAAUAUGCUCUACUUUAGCUGCAGUUAUGCUGAUCUAUGGCGUGUACCAGAAGAAGGCAGCUAAGUUAAUCCAAGAGUUCACUGCUUCUGCAAAUGAGGUAGCACAAGAAACAUUUUCUUUAAUGAGAACUGUUCGCGUCUAUGGAACAGAGAAACGGGAGUUAAAAAGGUACCAACAUUGGUUGGAAAAGUUGGCUGAUAUAAGCUUGCGACAAAGUGCUGCAUUUGGAUGUUGGAACCUGAGCUUCAACACUCUUUAUCACUCAACUCAGAUUAUUGCUGUGCUGAUCGGAGGGAUGUCCAUUCUGGCUGGUCACAUAACAGCAGAAAAACUUACCAAGUUUAUAUUAUAUAGUGAAUGGUUGAUAUAUUCAACUUGGUGGGUGGGGGAUAAUGUGUCAUCUUUGAUGCAAUCUGUCGGGGCAAGUGAAAAGGUCUUUCAGUUGAUGGAUUUGAUGCCCAGUGAUCAAUUCAAGUCAAAAGGGAAGAAGUUGCAAAGGCUGUCUGGACAUAUAGAGUUUGUAAAUGUUUCUUUUUAUUAUCCCUCAAGAGUAAUGGUACCUGUUCUGCAACAAAUGAACAUUUCAAUCUACCCUAGUGAAGUAAUUGCAGUAGUUGGUCUUAGUGGUAGUGGAAAAAGCACACUGGUAAAUCUAUUGCUCCGUCUUUAUGAGCCAACAAAUGGUCAGAUUUUAGUUGAUGGCUUCCCACUCAGUGAAUUGGACAUCCAGUGGUUGAGGGGGAAAAUAGGUUAUGUGGGACAGGAACCAAAACUUUUCCGCAUGGAUAUUAGUUCAAACAUUAAAUAUGGAUGUACCAGAGAUAUAAAGCAAGAGGAUGUUGAAUGGGCUGCCAAGCAGGCAUUUGCUCAUGACUUCAUCACAGCCCUGCCCCAUGGUUAUAACACAAUUGUUGAUGAUGAUUUGCUCAGUGGGGGACAGAAGCAGAGAAUUGCCAUUGCUCGAGCCAUUCUUAGGGACCCUACCAUUCUGAUCCUUGAUGAAGCUACCAGUGCCCUCGAUGCAGAGAGUGAACACAAUGUGAAGGGUGUUCUUCGUGCUCUCAAAAAUGACUCAACUACAAAAAGAACUGUCAUAGUAAUUGCACACAGGCUUUCUACAAUUCAAGCUGCCGACAGGAUAGUGGUGAUGGAUGGAGGUCAAAUUGUUGAGAUGGGCAGCCACAGGGAGCUUCUUCGGAAGGAUGGCUUAUAUGCGCAAUUGACAAGAAGACAGAUUGACGCCGUAAUAUGAUACUGCUAAUCACACAUUAGAAGUGCUGUUGUAGCUUAAUAUUCUUUCAACUUAGUUAUCACAUAUACAACAUAGAAGUCGAAGCAAUUUUUUCCGGACAUGGGGGAGGAUCAACGAUGCUACCUCAAGGACUCUGCGCAAAAGCAGCAACAAAACUCUCCUACUUCAAUUUAGGCAUGAGAUACACAUGGAAUUUGUGUAGUCAACAAUGAAAAUACAACCACAACUGUUGUUAAUUGUAUUGAUUAUUAACGUAUUAUUACAAAUAGGGGUUUUUUUAAUAUCUUGAAAGUAUAAAAAUUGAUAUUUAAU
Molecule: messenger RNA, 2546 nt
Organism: Rubroshorea leprosula
Lineage: Eukaryota; Viridiplantae; Streptophyta; Magnoliopsida; Malvales; Dipterocarpaceae
Source: the annotation of a GenBank genome assembly